AUGAACUUUGGUGUUAGUGAUAACAGUAAUGUUGACCAAUUUAUGCAAUUUGUUGAAAAGCUAAGCCACCCGCUGGAAGAAAUUAGGUGCCGCACAUUGGCUAAUAUCCACUCCAAGUUAGACAGGGGCUUAUUACCUUCAGACAGAGAAUGCUUGUCCAAGCUGGUGAAAUCUCUUCUACUUUCCUUACAGAAAGAUCCAUCAUUCGAGACCAAUCGCAUUUUCAUAGUAUUGAAGAGUCUGCUUGCAAAUUCCGAAGUGAAAUCAUUUGUCGUGUUAGCUGGUGGACUGUCUCUUCUUACAAAGAUGCGUAAUUCUCCAAUCAAUGAUGAGCUAAAAAAGCAUAUUGACGAUAUUUGCGCCAUGAUCACUGAAAAUCCCUCCAUCAAUGAGGCACACGAUGUGUCGCUAAGUAACGCUCACAAAGGAGUGGAUGCAUCAAGUUAUUUCAAUUGCUGUGGUUCGGCUUCUGUGACUCUUACUUCCUCUUAUUCUUCUCAGACCCGUAAGGUCUCAUUUAAUCUAUCCGCUACACGAGGAAAUAGCAGUACUUCUGAUGGUAGUCGCUUCUCAUCCUGCUAUUCAUCCGAUUUCUUCCAUCAAAACUACUUUUUGUAUUUCCCCACAAUUACACUUACAAAAGCUGAUGUUGGUGUCCUACGAACAACUCUAAAGUCUGUUUGUUCAAAAGAAUCCAGCGUGUGCCUUUCAGGUAUCCACUUUUUGCGUGAUGUUGUGCUCAAAGAUUUUCCAGCUGAAUUAUUUCUCCAAAGGACUGAGUUUAUUACAGUAAGCAAAUUAGUAGACUUGUUCCACGUAUUUCGCUGGUUCAAAAUUGCAUUUUGCUGCAUGCUAGCACUCCAUCAUAUGCCAACUGACUAA
Trichobilharzia szidati is the source of this 882-nucleotide messenger RNA. The record is from the annotation of a GenBank genome assembly. Lineage: Eukaryota; Metazoa; Platyhelminthes; Trematoda; Strigeidida; Schistosomatidae.